AUGAAGGAGGUCCUCUCCGUUGCAAGCACAAUUAAUCGCAUGACGAGGGGGGCCUUCGACCCAGCUGUUCUGCCUCUGGCACAACACUACAAAAGGAACACAGCACCACCAUCAGAAGAGCUUGUGAGUUACAGCAAGUGGUCCUCGUUCGAGAUCACGGAUUCGGCGAUAACAAAGAAGCACGCUGGGGCCAUGAUGGACCUGUGCGGCUUGGCGAAGGGUUGGGCCAUUGAUGAGAUGGCGAAGAAGUUGACCGAUGCAGGCUUCCCAGCUAGUUAUGUGGACUGGGGUGGAGACAUCAAAGUCACUGGUCAGCACCCCGCGGGACGGAAUUGGACUGCUGCUGUCUUGGAGCCGCACCCACUGGAUGCGCUCGAGGUUCAAGCAGGCCAAGUACCGAAAGAUCACUUGGCGCACGUAGAGCUACGCUGCGGCCAAGCAAUUGCUACAUCGGGCGACUACCUGCAGGCGUUGAGAACAGGCGUUUCCCACAUCCUGGAUGCCCGGAAAGGGUCGCCGAUGUCGAUCACCGCGGAGUCCGUAGCCAGCUCCUCCGUGGUCACUAGCUCAUGCAUGCUUGCAGAUGCCUUAGCCACAGCUUCCAUGGCAGUGGGCUCCAUCAAGGACGCUCGGCAAUUGUUGGACAACUUCCGGGGAGCCGAGUUGAAGGACCCGGUCCUGGAUUACCUGCUUUAUUCACGUCUGGGACCCCGCGUAGUGCGGCUGAAGAACCCAGGUGCGGAGGAGAAGGCUCACCAAGAGCUGCGGCACGAGGGCCAUGAGGAGGCGCACGUGGUCAUUGUGGGGGGUGGCCUUGCCGGCGUCAGUGCUGCAGUGGAGGCGGUGAAGGCCAAAGCCAGGGUCACCUUGCUUGAGAAGGAAAAAGACCUGGGCGGCAACUCCGCUAAGGCAACGUCUGGCAUCAAUGCCUGUGGCACUCGCGUCCAGAAGGCCAGUGGCGUCUCUGAUGACUGCCGAUACCUGGAGCGGGACACCUUUGUUUCUGCGAAGGGGGGUACCAGUGACGUGGGCUGUGUAUCCAUGCUCUGCUCAAAGAGUGCAGAAGCCAUCCACUGGUUAAUUGAUGAGCUGGGAGUGCCUUUGACGCAGCUUUCACAACUCGGAGGCCAUGCCAAGAAGCGGACUCACCGCUGCCCGCCGAAGGCUGAUGGCACCCCUGUGCCAGUGGGAUACACCAUCAUGCAGCAUGCCCGGGCUGCCGCAAACGCCCUCCCUGGCAUCGAUGUCAAAACGCAGUGCGCAAUGAAGCAGCUCUUGCAAAGAACCUGCGAGGAUGGCAGCACAGAAGUCUACGGCGUGGAAUAUGAGGAUGCGCAGGGUGAGCGUCACUCGCUUCCCUGCGAUGCGGUGAUCCUGACCACUGGUGGCUUUGGCUUCGACAAGAGUGAGGGAGGUCUCAUGCAGCAAUACCGGCCUGACCUUGUCGGGGUCCCGACGACCAACGGCUCGUUUGCCAACGGCGACGGCAUGAAAUUGGGGGCUGAGGUUGGCGCCAGCCUCAUCGACAUGGACAAGGUCCAACUUCACCCGACGGCCUUGAUUGAUCCCAAGGACCCCUUGGCACACACCAAGUACCUGGGCCCUGAGGCCCUACGCGGAAGCGGGGGCAUCUUGCUGGACCAGCAGGGACGCCGCUUUGUAAACGAGUUGGAUUUGCGGAGUGUGGUGAGCCAGGCAAUCCUGGAGCACUGCGAGGAUUACAAAGUAGAAGGCAGUACCGAGAAAGGAAGACCCUGGAGCUGGUGCGUCUUAAACAAGGAGGCACAGGAGAAGUUUGGUUUGCCUAUGCUCAACUUCUACCGGUCGCAGGGCCUCUUCGAGGAGACGCAGAAUGGCACACAGGGUUUGGCGGAGCUUUUGGGAUGCCCAGAGGAGACGAUCAUUGAGACGCUGAAGACCUACAGCAGUGCUUGCGACACCAAGAUUUGCAAAAACACAGGGAAGACAGUCUUCCCGUCCAAGCUCACAGAGUCCGACACCAGCUUCGUAGUAGCACGGAUCACCCCCUGCAUCCACUACUGCAUGGGCGGACUUGAGAUUUCUCCCGCCGGCGAGGUCCUCACCCGCAAGGAUGGUGCUUUAGGUAAGCGCUCCAAGAUACACAGGCUCUUUGCGGCGGGCGAGUGUACGGGUGGCGUGCACGGUGGCAAUCGCUUAGGGGGGAACUCCUUGUUGGAAUGUGUGGUCUUCGGGCGGAUCGCUGGGGAGAAGGCGGCAGCCGUCAAUCAGAAAGAGCCAGGAAUGUUGACCAAGGGCGCCUGGCUCCCAGUGAAGCUGCGAGAAAUCCGGGACACAGAUGAGAAGUAUGGCCACAACACAGCCGUUUAUCGUUUCGAGCUCCACGGAUCCAUGCAGACGACCGGCCUGGAAGUGGGAAGGUACGUCGGCAUCCAGGGCGAGGUCGACGGUGAUACUGUGACUGGCUUCUACAGCCCUAUCUCGCGGCCAGAGGACUCGGGCGUGAUCGACAUCCUUUGCCGGACAGACGACAAGGGUGGCCCCAUCGUAGGCUUGCUGACCUCCUUGCAGCCGGGCUCCAGCUGCAUGAUGGCCGGCAUGGGGGGUGUGAAGCUGAAGCCAGGAGGAUGUGGGGAUGCACUGUUCACGUACCUCAACCGUGACAUCCGCAAGCUAAGCCUGCUCUGCGGGGGCACUGGCCUGGCCCCUGCGGUCCAGAUCGUGCGGAGUUGGGUGAAGGCGGUGGACGCCUUAGGGGAGCUUCCGGACCCCAAGACGAGCGGAGUGCGAAUUGUUUAUGCCGCGGAGAGCCAUGGGGACCUAGCCUUCGUCUCAGCCCUGGAGGGCCUCAAAGAGCGCUUCCCCCAGCAUAUCAAGUACUACCUGGUCUUGAACAAGCCGCCUCGUGGUUGGACCAUGGGCGUGGGCUUCGUGGACGCAGAAGUCAUCCGUCAGCGCCUCUGGUUCCCCGCUUCUGAGGAUCACGUUUGCGUCAUGUGCGGUCCGCCCAUCUUUGAGAAGAUCAUGUGCUCAACUCUGGCCAAGAUGGGCUACGACAGGGAACAAUAUUAUUCUUUUGCUGACCCAACUGAGUGCUAG
Messenger RNA from Symbiodinium pilosum, 3078 nucleotides. The record is from the annotation of a GenBank genome assembly. NCBI's taxonomy places the organism in Eukaryota, Dinophyceae, Suessiales, Symbiodiniaceae.